Lethenteron reissneri (Far Eastern brook lamprey) is the source of this 2608-nucleotide messenger RNA. It is a transcript of the gene DCP1B, whose product is annotated as decapping mRNA 1B. Gene Ontology annotation, molecular function: enzyme activator activity; mRNA binding. The record is from RefSeq and is a predicted model, not a curated record. Gene Ontology annotation, cellular component: P-body. Gene Ontology annotation, biological process: positive regulation of catalytic activity; deadenylation-dependent decapping of nuclear-transcribed mRNA; deadenylation-independent decapping of nuclear-transcribed mRNA. NCBI's taxonomy places the organism in Eukaryota, Metazoa, Chordata, Hyperoartia, Petromyzontiformes, Petromyzontidae.
ACUCUUAAAAGACAAAGAUGGCCACGGACAGGGUGAGGGGCAUCAGCCUGGCGGCGCUGCAGCAACGCGACCCGUACGUCUCGGGCAUCGUGGACGUGGCCAGCCAGGUCGCGCUCUACAGUUACAACACGGCCUCCAACGAGUGGGAGAAAACUGAAGUUGAAGGUACAUUAUUUGUGUAUGCCAGGUCUGCAUCCCCUCACAAUGGCUUUACAAUAAUGAACAGGCUGAGCAUGGACAACCUGAUCCAGCCCAUCACCAAAGAUCUGGACUUCAAGCUGCAGGACCCGUUCCUGCUUUACAGGAUUGCAGACUUAUCCAUACAUGGCAUCUGGUUCUAUGACAAGAAUGACUGCCUUCGGAUUGCAAAUUUGAUGACCGAGCUAGCUCAAACAUCGAGUGGGAAAAGCACAGAAAGUCGUGAAGCAUGCACAGAGAAAUCUGUUAAUAUCCUGGAGAUGCUGAACCGAGCAAGGGAGGUGUACCAGCAGACGAGACCGGGACAGGAAACAAAUGCAGCCGGUGCCCCUGGCACCACAGAGAUACUCGCCGUUGCCCCAAUGACAAGUUUGACGCAUCAACAAGUUGCAAAUCCCCCAGAGGACUCCUGCAACAAACGGCUGAGCGUGGCGGCGCUGCUUGGUACAUGCGCACAGACGGACAGUGCAUGCAACGCCGCCCCUUGUGACUCCGUGUCCCAGGGGACCAAGUCUUCCUGCAAACUGGCAGUGGCACGGGCCCUAUCCUACGAGCAGGCUGCAUCUUCGCAGCAUACGGCAGCUGGAGAGAGACAUAGCUUCCAGCAGGUGGCACCGCAGGCCCACUUGCAGUCUGUCCACGAGCCGCCACCGCCGCACCCUGAGGGCCGGUGUCAGUUGCCCGCACAGGUUCACCAGUGCCUGCCGUAUGUGGUAGAAUGCAGCAAAGACAGGGGCGAGAAUGAGCAGCUGCUGCAGAAGCUGCACGGCAACCGCAUUCCUGCAAAGCAGGGGGCCGCAAUGCCCAUCGUUCAAAGCUGCCCAGAUUUCGGCAGCCCGGUGACAGCUCGGCAGAUGCCGCCCGGGACCGCAGACUCGGGCGCUGCCACAGGCCAGGUUUGGCACAACGUCAGGCUGCCCCACGCGCCCGCCAUGCAACCGGGAAGCUGCUUUGUUCCGCAAGCAGGCGGCCCAGAAUUCCAGGGUGCACCUCAUCUGAGGAGCGCGCUGCAGGCCGGCGAUUUGCACGUGGCUUUGAAGAGCGGACAGACUCCGGGCACGGUGCCGCAGGGGAACGGCUUUCAGCCAGUGGCUGGGCUCGUGCAAUCGAACACAGAGCCACCUCUCUUUGACUUGCUGCAGAAACUGCAGAUAGUUAAACCGGAGCCACAGCAUCAGCACCAACAGCAGCAGCAUCAGCACCAACAGCAGCACCAACAGCAGCACCAACAGCAGCACCAACAGCAGCACCAACAGCAGCACCAACAACAGCAGCACCAGAAGCACCAGCAGCACCAGCAGCAACCUGGACAUACGUCCUGCAGUGAAACACAACAAGGGCCCAUAGUGACGCUUUUGUCACAGGAGGAUUUGAAAAAGUUGCCAAAAAGUGAUCGAGAAAACCUCACAUUACCAUUUCCUCACAUGACUGGGACGAUGGCGGCCGGAGUCCUGCUUUCACCGCAGACAUUUCAGCAGUCCUCCGUGAAAUUGUCAGCGCCCAAUGCUUCCGUUGCACAAAGCAUGCCUCCCCAGAUGGCCCACGAGACUUCUCAUGGUGUCGUGAGCAGGUCCCACCUGCAGGAAACCCUUAUUCACCUGCUCAAGAACGAUAAUGAAUUCCUCAAUAUCAUCUAUGAAGCAUACCUGGAAAGUUCAAGAAAAGCCUCUCUCAAUCUUUAAUUCAUCAUUGCCUCGAAAUUAGUGAAACUGGAAGUAAAAUGGCACUGUGAUGUAGAAAUGACUUGUAAUUAAGGAAAGACACAUCAUUUUAGUUCUCCGUUCUUAAUACUCAAUGUUCAGCCUCAAGCUUUCUGACAUUUUUUUAGAUGUAGCAAGCUGUUUAUUUUGUACACGAGGUAAUCUUAUGAACAAGGUGAGAUAUAGCAUUUAUUAAUUUGUCUUGACUGAAUAAAAUGUUUUUAACCUGUUUCAGCAUUCCCUAUGGCGUUAUAAUUUACAAGUAAAUAAUUGUAUGAAUUUCACUACUUUGUAGAUGGAAAUUUGCAGAAAUGUUUUACUAUUUUUAUCCUAAGUUUUGAAGAUCGUGUGUUUUUAUUUUAUUUACGGAUUGUUGGAAGCUCAUGUAUAUUUGUACUUUUAUACUGUGAUUUCAAAGCGACCUGGAUUAUUGAAAGAAUAAAAAUGAAUGAAUCUCAUUGUAACAGGAGAGUUUUGCAGUAUGUUUGGGAAAGUAUUAACGAAUUUGGAGAGUAUUAAAAUUUGAGCUAUUUCAAUCAACUUAGUUAUUGUGACUGGCAAACGUUAUCACAUCCUCUUGCAUAUGCAGUGCACAGUAUAAUUGUAUUGGUCCUCACGGGCUCUCUGACUUCCACGAGCACAUGGAAAUCUGUGUAUCUUGUUCAAAACUUGUACGGCACAGACAUUUGAAAUAAAACAUUCAAACUGCA